Molecule: messenger RNA, 411 nt
Organism: Pneumocystis carinii B80
Lineage: Eukaryota; Fungi; Ascomycota; Pneumocystomycetes; Pneumocystales; Pneumocystaceae
Exons: 2
Coding region: 1-411 (136 amino acids)
Source: RefSeq, a predicted model, not a curated record
AUGUCUGGUGAAUCUAAAAUUAUUUUGGCUAUUAUAAAUAAUAUGAAGAAAAAAUUUCAAGGUAAGAUGAUUAUAGAUAUAUUUUGUAUGCGGUUUCAGGAAAUUAUUAAAGAAGAUGGUGAAGGCAUUUUUAAAAAGCUAAACUAUGGAGAUGAUCGUUUUAUAGAUAAUUCUACAGGAGAAUUAUCAGAGAUUCUAAGAAUAGAUCUUAAAUGGAUAAAAAAUAAUUCAUCUAUCAUAGCACUUGUUAUUGAAACAAUUUUAAUGUCUAAUAUUAUCUCAAAAGAAAUUAAGUUAUUGGUAUGGACGAAUUUUAAUAGAUCUAUUAAUUUUGCUACUAAUAAACGAAUAAAAAUACUUUUUGAGCCUUCAAUAAUAAUAACUAGAAGGAAAUCAUUAGAAUUAGCAUGA